Molecule: messenger RNA, 1194 nt
Organism: Lactuca saligna
Lineage: Eukaryota; Viridiplantae; Streptophyta; Magnoliopsida; Asterales; Asteraceae
Source: the annotation of a GenBank genome assembly
AUGUCGUUUUUCAUAAGAGAGUUUGCGCACCUCCAAAUUUCACUCGAAUCCAUAAAAUCUGCCACCCACAACUUUGAUGCAUGCAACUUCAUUGCAGAAGGUGGAUUUGGUAAAGUAUACAAAGGAGAGUUCUCACGUUCUGAAGGUCAAACCAUCGGUGCUGUAAAGCGCUGGAAUAAAGAUCUGGAUCUGGAGUUUCGAAGGGAAAUCAUGUUGCUUUCCGAUAAUAAACAUGAAAAUCUCAUCUCACUCAUAGGAUACUGUGAUGAGGAGAAGGAAAGAAUCCUUGUGUAUGAGUAUGCACCAAACAAAAGCCUUGACUUUCAUCUAGCAGACCCCAAGUUGACGUGGGUUCAACGUCUCAAGAUAUGUCUUGGGGCUGCACGUGGCCUUGAGUACCUACACAAUCCUAGGGAAGCCCAACGAGUCCUCCAUUGUGAUAUCAAGAGUGCCAACAUCCUAUUAGACGAAAACUGGAACGCCAAAAUUGCAGAUUUUGGUUUCUCCAAAUAUGGGCCUGCGAACGUAAAUCGUUCGUAUCUCAUGACCCAAGCCAAAGGCACAUACGGAUAUGCUGAUCCUGAGUUUGUGGAAACCAUGAUAUACACGAAAGAAUCAGACGUCUACUCCUUUGGAGUCGUGUUAUUCGAAGUUUUAUGCUCAAGGUUUUGUAUUGAUUUUGGUUGUGAUGAUGCACGCCGAUCCCUAAUCAAAUGGGUAAAGAAAUCAUCAAAAGAAGAAAUUCGAGAUAAGAUUAUUGAUUCUGAUCUAAGGAAACAAAUGGAACUUCCUUCUUUUGACAAGUUCGUAAAGUUGGCAUUACAAUGUGUGGAAAGAGAGCCGAAACGUCGCCCGUCAAUGGAUUUCGUUGUGAGAACGCUUGAAUCUGCACUCAAAUGUCAAGAAAAAAGAAGAUUGUCGAAGAUCAAAAGAGCUUCAGGUGUCCUGUUGGGCAUUGUUGUUGCCACUGUGCUCCUUUAGUCUAUGGGUCAUGCUAGCGUUUUUGUUUUAGACUUUUAGUAAUAUUAUCAUCGGUUUAACAAUCCUGUUUUGGCAUUAAUUAGCUCUUUCAACCAUGUAAAAUGCGGUUUGAUCGAUCAGGCCUCACACUGACGUUUUGGGGGCAUUUUAGGCUUCAUAUGCAAUUUAUAAAAUUUAGGUCUUUAUAUAUACUGGUGUAAUUAAAAAGGAGCC